Messenger RNA from Theobroma cacao (cacao), 1164 nucleotides. RefSeq names its product putative F-box protein At5g55150. The record is from RefSeq and is a predicted model, not a curated record. NCBI's taxonomy places the organism in Eukaryota, Viridiplantae, Streptophyta, Magnoliopsida, Malvales, Malvaceae. Gene Ontology annotation, molecular function: protein binding.
AUGAAGAAUGUCAAAGCAAAUUGGGAAAAUCUCCCAACACUUUGUCUCUUUUUAGUUCUUGACAAAUUAGAUGUACCUAGCAAUUUGGUUCGAUUUGGUGCAGUUUGUAAGUAUUGGCAUUCCGUCUUCAAUAACUUUCUUGACCUAAAAAGAGGAUCAUCACUUAAUCUAGUUCCUAUGUUGUUGAUUCCAAGGAAGAGCAACAGAGUUCGACAAUUAUACAGCUUACAAGUUGAAACAAAAAUCUAUAACAUAGUGUUACCAAUGUCUCAUAAUAAGAGGAUUUGUGGUUCUUCUUAUGGUUGGUUAGCCGCUGUGGAUAAGAAUAUGGUUAUAACCCUCUUAAAUCCGUUUAAGGAUGGAAUCACAAUUAAUCUCCCUAAGAUUGAAGUUGGACUUGAUCAAAACACAGCAGCCUACCAAUAUGAGGUUCAUAAGGUUAUCUUAUCAACAGACCCUUUAUUGCAUCCGGAUGGUUAUGUGGUUGUGGUUAUUUAUAACUUUAGACGCAGAAUAGCCUUCUACAAAUCUAAACAAAAAAGUUGGACAUAUCUAGAUAAGAACUUGACAGCUUUCACUGAUGUUAUUUUUUAUAAAAAUUUGACUUAUGCAAUCGGAACUCGGAGCUUGACAAUCUCUUUUGAUGUUAAUAGUUUUGAUGAUAGUCUGAAAUCACCAAGGGUAAAAAUACUCAUGUCGACACAUAAAAGGUUAGAGGAUUAUUUUGCUCGUGUAUAUCUUGUUGAAUCAUCUAAAGGAGAUCUCUUCUCUAUUAAAAGGAUAGUUGGUGUUAAAGACAAUCAUUAUAGUACUCAUUUUACUGAGAGUUUCAAGGUUUUCAAGUUGAUUUUGGAUGACCAAAGUGGUGAAUUGUUAGAGGAAAAAGAGGUAAAGAAUAUACAUGAAGAUGUAGUGUUUGUGGGUUAUAAUCAGACCUUGGCUGUGUCAAUUUUGGAUUUUCCUGAAGACAAACCUAAUUCUAUAUAUUUCACGGAUGAUUGUUUCAUUGCUACUGGUUAUUGGCCAACUGGCUCUCAAUUAGAUAAUGGUUUUUUCAACAUGAAAGAUGGAAAUAUGGGAAUAUAUUACCAAUUCAAUCCUUUGUACAAGUAUCUAGCUCCUUAUAUUUGGAUCGUACCACCGGUUGAAUUUAAAUUACAUUGA